This is a messenger RNA of Paramecium octaurelia, 1273 nucleotides long. NCBI's taxonomy places the organism in Eukaryota, Ciliophora, Oligohymenophorea, Peniculida, Parameciidae. The record is from the annotation of a GenBank genome assembly.
AUGUAAAUUAAUUUUUGCACUCCUCAGUUCUUUUUUAAUAUUUCUCAAAAGUUCCCAUUCAUUGUGUAUGAUUUUAGAGAAAAUUAAAACGGUUCCCUAAAAAACAGCAUUCAUAUAACCAAUUUGGAAAGGAUCGAAACAGUUGCAGAUGUUUAAAAACAUUUUCAAUAUCCAGAAUAAAUUUCAGAACAUCAGAAACUCGAAAAAUUAUUCAACAACAGAAAGAGGAAUUAUAAUUUUUUUGUUCCCUUUGAUACAUCAGACAUGUUCAGUUUGAUAUUUAAGCAUAAAGUGAAAAGUGAAGGAUCCCAAACUUCUGAUUAAUUCUAAAUUCCUGCAAAAGAAGUUAUUUAGUUAUGGGAGGAGAUUUCCAAAAUAACACAGAAGAACAACACCCUUCAACGAAAAAAUAGAGCUUAAACAAUGAUUUUGUAAUCAGUUGACGAUGAAAUUGUUGAAGACUCUUAGCAAUAAAAUUUAUUUUAAUAAGGAGUCAAAUAAACGAUUAUAUCAAGUAGAAGACUUCUUGAAUUCCAUGGUAUUAAUUUGGUUGUUAUUGAAAGAAACCACAAUAUCAAGCGGCCCGAAGAUCAAGUACAGAUCAGCUAGCCAACCAUAAAUUAUAGACUAUGGACAUGAGUGUUUCUAUACAAAUUCAUAGAUAUUCGGAAUAACGUUACAGGCUUACCAAGCAUUCUAGAAGGAGAAGAUUAGCCAAAUCUUCAUUCUUUUGGAUCCUAUUCAAAUUAUUUUUACUAAUUAUCCUUUUUUGAACUAUAGUGUUGUAAGAAAUAGGGGAUUCUUGGAUAAAACAUUUCCAAAUGAAAUAAUUGAAAAGAAAUUGUACUUGGGUAGUGGAGAGCAUGCUCAAGACACUGAAAUGCUCAUAGACAUAUUAGGCAUAACUCAUGUUGUAAAUGCGACUGUUGAAAUAUAAAAUUACAGUAACUAAUGUAUAACAAAUCAUUUUUAUGAUAGUAAAGUAUCUGAAAGUAGAAAUAUAUGAUGAGCCUCAUGUUUGCAUCAAACAAUAUUUUGAUUAAGUAUACUAAUUCAUAGAGGAUGCAUUUUAGGAAAAUGGGAAGGUUUUUUAUUUAUUUAUGAGUAGGUCCUGAUACAUUGUGCUUAAGGGAAAUCAAGAUCGGCAUGUUUUACUGUAAUGUAUUUGAUGAGAAAGAAUGAUUGGCCUUUUGAGUAAGCCUAUGAUUUUGUAAGGGAAUGUAGAGAAAUUGUUUGCAUUAAUGAUGGUUUUAUUAAUUAAUUGAUCGAUUGA